Messenger RNA from Linum trigynum, 2505 nucleotides. The record is from the annotation of a GenBank genome assembly. Lineage: Eukaryota; Viridiplantae; Streptophyta; Magnoliopsida; Malpighiales; Linaceae.
AAUAAAGUUUGAGCUUGUUACUUAAAAGAUUAUGCACUUCUGUAACUCUCAUCAAUAAUUUUUUUUAGGUUUUUUUUAAUAUGUGAUCAUUUCGGUACUCAGAAGUAUUCUCAUUUGAUUUUGUUAAUAUUAAUAUUUUCAGCCCAUCGUUUUUUUUAAACAUGCCACCUUUGUACGAACUUUAUUAGAUGGUAAGCCUCUCCCCCCAUUGGAUUCAAAUUCUUUUGAACUAAUUUUUGCAUACACAAGCUAGGCCGAGCUGAUAGAAAUUGGCAUAUGCCACAGGCAACAAAAUAUCUGCCGCAGUGGGUGCUUUUCAUGUUUAGAGAGCUGCAUAUAGAAGAGCGCGAACCACAUAUUCCUCCCCGUUUUUAACUUCAAUUAUUGAUUAUCUUUUUCCAGGGUGAUUUCAUUUGUUUUCUUCUCCCACUGAUCAAGCCCAGGGACAAGGAGUUGCCACUUCCCACCAUUUUAAAAGCCGAAGCAGAGAGCUCUGCUACCCCCAUUCACGAUUAAGCUUCAGAUUCAACAGCAGCAGUCGAAAUAGAGAGACUGAGAGAGUAUAUUAACUUAUACAUUCCUUUAGCUCUCCUUGUUCCUUUUCCUCAUUUCCCCUCAUAAGAACCCAUUUCUUCCUGUCUGCAACUUUACCCACACUCUAAAAGGCACCAACUUUCCUAAAACCCAGCUCCCAUUUCUCGAGCUCCUCUGUUUUUGUAUUCUGCAAUUUAGCUCCUCUCUGUUUUGGGGGCUGGUUGUUGAUUCCUCGUCUUGAACGAAGCUGUUUGCAACAAGAGGGUAACAAAAAGGGACGGCGAGCUCUAUGGGGAUGCCAAAUUUUUUGAUGCAGACGGUGUAAGGAAACCCUAGGGAUUUCUUGUUAUUUUCUUGUCUGUAUUCCAAGCCAGCAGAUCCUUUUAUCCACCAAAAAAACGAGGAAAAGAAAACCAUUGGUACCUAUAUCGACGGCCAUUGUUGGGAAUCUUUUGGAAGAAAAAGAGGAGGGGGAAAAAAAACAGAAUGGACUUGAACUUGAAGUCAUUUGAUGCCAAAUUAUUAAUGGGUGCUUCGUCUGAGUUAGCUCCAAGAAGAACCGGACAUUCCGCCACCAUUUCUUCUGGCGUUAGAUUCUCCUCCUCCAUCGUCAUUUCCAGUCGCAGAGGAAGUACAAUUGUCGGUUCAGCUGGGAGGGAAGAAAUGGCGACCACGGCGCCGCGGAGCUACUUCUUCGACAUGAGGGAUGUUUCGAGGAGUGUGUUCAAGAAGAGUGACGAAGUUCUUGAUGCGUGUGAUGACGAGUAUGGCGGAGUUGUUGUUGAUCCAGACCGGCUUCCGGCCAACCAGGACCUUUUCGCAUCUUUGCUCCAUUCGUCGCUUUCUCAUUGGAAACUCAAGGGGAAGAAGGGGAUUUGGCUGAAAUUACCUCUGGAAAGAUCUCAACUUGUCCCAAUCGCCGUACAGGAGGGUUUCGAGUACCACCAUGCAGAGCCAGGAUAUGUGAUGCUGACUUACUGGAUUCCUAAACGACCUUCCAUGCUGCCAGCCAAUGCUUCUCACCAUGUAGGAGUUGGAGGAUUCGUCGUCAACGAGAACAACGAGAUUCUUGUGGUGCAAGAGAAGUUCUGUACCCCGUCCUUUUCAGGAGUUUGGAAGAUACCAACUGGCUUCAUUCACGAGGCGGAGGAGAUUUACUCAGGAGCAGUAAGAGAAGUCAAGGAAGAAACUGGGAUCGACACAGCGUUUGUGGAAGUGAUGGCAUUCAGGCAUGCUCAUAACUUGGCAUUCCAGAAAUCCGAUCUCUUCUUCGUGUGCAUGCUGGAACCCUUAUCAUCUCAGAUCAGCAUAGAUGAUGACGAGAUUCAAGCAGCCAGAUGGAUGCCUCUCGAGGACUAUUUGGCGCAGCCACUCAUCAAUGGAGAUAUAAUGUUCAAGAAGAUCCUCGACAUCUGCAUCGCUCGAUUGGGGAAGCGAUACUGUGGACUCACUGCCCAUCAAGUCGUCUCCACGUUCGACGACAGGCAAUCUUGCCUCUACUACAAUGUCGUCGACAUCCAGAAUGGAAAUGACAACUGCAUAGGCCAUUGAAAGAAAAAAAUGCAUGCAGCCGUCGUAUGGUCCUUAUCUUAUCUUACAUUACAUUGUUGUUUAAUUAACCAAUGCUAUAUAAGGUAAAUCUAACGACGAUUUAUGCUGUAAAUUGAGUAACUGGGUUGUGUUUGUCACAUGUGGGAGAAGAAAAACCAUGCUCUGAGGCAAGGUGUACAUAACUUUGUGAUGGAAUAAUGAGCUUGGCAUUUGGCAGUUUGCGUCAUAUUUUUCACUAUUUGUAUAGCCAUCAAACCUUAUGUUUUUAGGAUUGCUGACGAAACCAUGUUUCUAUUGUGUAAACAAAUUCAUUCCUAUCUAUACUAUUAGUGAAAAAGCAAUGUCAAUCUAUACAUAAAUAUAUUUGUGGCAGAUAUUUCACUCUACAUGACUUAUUUUUAAUAAUCCGAUUAGAUCAGA